This is a messenger RNA of Perca fluviatilis (European perch), 1453 nucleotides long. Its product is annotated as neoverrucotoxin subunit alpha-like. Gene Ontology annotation, molecular function: protein binding. Lineage: Eukaryota; Metazoa; Chordata; Actinopteri; Perciformes; Percidae. The transcript is spliced from 3 exons. The record is from RefSeq and is a predicted model, not a curated record. The coding region runs from base 434 to 1234 and encodes 266 amino acids.
AGACUGAGUGGUUGUAAUCUGUCAGAGAGAAGCUGUGAAGCUCUGUCCUCAGUUCUCAGCUCCCAGUCCUUUAGACUGAGACAGCUGGACAUGAGUAACAACAACCUGCAGGAUUCAGGAGGGAAGCUAAUCUCUGUUGGACUGAAGAGUCCACACUGCACACUGGAGACUCUCAGGUCAGGAUUCAUUAACCCAUUCAACUGAUGACCAUUUAAACUCUGAUUAACUUUAGUUGAUAAACAGCUGACAUGUAGCUUUUUGUCUAUUGAUAUGAUAAACUUCAGCAGUAGUUUCGAGCAUCAGAGUUACUUUCCAUGAGGAUUUUUAAUCAUUUGCUUUUGUUGUUGAAUAAUUAAAUACAGAUGAUUUUAAACAUGUAUUCUAAAUCUGGACCAAAAUGUACCUGGACAACAAACAAACAUAAAACAAACACAUGGCUCCAUGUGUUCAGAGAGAGUUCCUGUGUGGUGUUCUGUGUGUUUGCAGUCUGUCAGGCUGUCUGAUCUCAGAGGAAGGCUGUUCUUCUCUAGUCUCAGCUCUGAGCUCCAACCCCUCCCAUCUGAGAGAGCUGGACCUGAGCUACAAUCAUCCAGGAGACUCAGGAGUGAAGCUACUGUCAGCGGGACUGGAGGAUCCUCUCUGGAGACUGGACACUCUCAAGGUGGAGCCUGCUGGAGUCAGAUGGUUGACACCAGGUCUGAGGAAGUAUUCCUGUGAACUCACACUCGACACAAACACAGUGAACAGAAAACUCAAACUGUCUGACAACAACAGGACGGUGACACAUGUGAAGGAGGAUCAGUCAUAUCCUGAUAAUCCAGAGAGGUUUGACUGUCUUCAGCUGCUGUGUAGAGAUGGUCUGACUGGUCGCUGUUACUGGGAGGUUGAGAUGAGAGGAGGAGGGGUUUCUGUAGCAGUGUGUUACAGAGGAAUCAAGAGGAGAGGAAACAGUGAUGACUGUAGGUUUGCAUGUAAUGAUCAGUCCUGGAGUCUGGAAUCUUAUGAUGGUAGUUACUAUGUCUGGCACAAUAACAGAGAAACAUACAUUUCCUCCUCCUCUGUCUCUGGUAGAGUAGCAGUGUAUGUGGACUGUCCUGCUGGCUCUCUGUCCUUCUACACAGUCUCCUCUGACUCACUGAUCCACCUCUACACCUUCAACACCACAUUCACUCAGCUUCUUUAUCCUGGGUUUGGGUUCUGGUCUGGCUCCUCAGUGUCUCUGUGUCCUGUAUAGGACGGGAGGCUCCUCCUGUUUCUCACUGUUGAUCAGUUGAGUCUGUACAUGAUCACACUUACAGAAAUAUUUGAGGUUGGUGUUAUAAACAAAUGAAUUAACUUUGUUUAGAAUAAUUCAGAAUGAUUAAACAGAUUCCUCGUGAACAUGGUAAACUUUUUCUUCCAGUCCUUUAAAGAUGGAAGCUGUGAUCAUGAAAUUGUAGAAAUGCUGUUGACU